AUGAGUUCCGACAACAUGUCUUCGACAACUCCGCAAAGAGCAAAAAACCAAAGCCAAAUCGACAUCGAUGAUCUCGAACUAAAGGCCCAGGGGUACACCCGAGAGAUGCCCAGGCGGUUCUCUCUUCUCUCGCUCAUGUCGAUGUCAUAUGCUCUGUUGGCAACGUGGAACGGGUUUGGGAGCGCAUUUGGCACCGGGUUCACUGAGGCUUCUUCGGCCGGUUCAAUUUGGACCCUGGCCAUUGCGGCAGUUAUGACAGCCGUCACGGGAAUCGGCAUGGCAGAGCUGUCUUCCGCGUAUCCUGUCGCUGGAGCCCAAUACUACUGGUCUUAUGUGGUCUCGAGCCCUGAAUGGGGUCCGUUCGCAUCAUAUAUGUCGGCUGGAAUCAGCACUCUUGGGUGGUGGCUGGGUCUCGCCAGUGUGACGAACUUCAUCGCCGCAAUGGUUGUUGGCGUUGCCGCUCUGAACCAUCCGGACUAUACCAUUGAGCGAUGGCACAUCUGGUUGAUCUUUGCUGCAGUUACUUGGGCAGCCAUCGGCAUGAAUGUCUUUGGAACGAGAUAUCUUCCCUUAUGGAACAAGUUCAUUCUGUAUUUUUCUGCCACGACCAUGGUGGUUACGAUCAUCACGAUUCUGGCUUGUGCUGCGCCCAACUAUCAGUCUGCCAAAUUCGUCUUUUCCGACACCACCAAUUCGACUGGCUGGUCCAAUGACGGCCUUGCUUUCCUCUUGUGUAUGGUUAACGCGCUCUACGGUUUCCUGGGCGUGGAUUGCGGCGCUCACUUAUGCGAGGAAUUGCCGAAUCCCACUGUAAACGUCCCCAAAGUCAUUAUGUAUCCGGUUUUGAUGGGAUUCAUGACUGCCUUCCCUUUCGCCAUAUCGCUGUCAUUCGUCAUCACCGACUUUGAGCAAGUCAUCAGCACACCUACCGGCCUUCCUUUGAUUGAAGUGUAUUAUCAAGCGACAGGCAGUAAGGCCGGCACUUCGGUACUGAUGGUAGCAUUCGCCAUUUGCUUUUUCGGUUGUGCUACGGCCAAUAUCACGAGCUCGAGUCGACAAAUGUGGGCUGCUUCGCGAGACAAUUGCUUUCCAUUUUCGAGGUAUUGGAAACAAGUACAUCCGCGCUGGCAGAUGCCAGUCAAUGCUGCAUGUCUGUCCGGAACGCUGGUCACGCUUUAUGGUUUGAUCUUUCUGGGCUCAUCGACUGCAUUUGCUUCCAUGGUCGGCGCUUGUAUCGUGUUCAUGACCACCUCCUACGUUGUCCCUCAGGGAAUCGUGGCAUGGCGCGGACGUGAUAAAGUUCUGCCCCGUCGAGCUCUAGACCUGGGUAAAUGGGGGCUUCCCCUGAACGUAUUCGCGUGCGUUUGGGUGAUGUUCAUUGAUAUCAUUUAUUGCAUCCCGGUUUCCUACCCCGUUACGCUGGAAAAUAUGAAUUGGAUCAGUGUGGUUACUGUGGGUCUGGUCUCAUUCUUGCUCGCAGCCUGGUUCCUAAGCCAGAGACACGUUUUCAAAGGACCGAAUAUCAAUUUCGAACUUCUUCAGGCGGCGCGUCAGGAUGAACUUCUCGGCCAUCGAACCCUUGAAGGAAUCGCAGUUGGAGGAGACGAUGAUGAUAUUCUCCAAGCUCUUCGACAGCGGUCUAUGUCAGAAGGCAAGAAGAUUUGA
Molecule: messenger RNA, 1665 nt
Organism: Rhinocladiella mackenziei CBS 650.93
Lineage: Eukaryota; Fungi; Ascomycota; Eurotiomycetes; Chaetothyriales; Herpotrichiellaceae
Exons: 8
Coding region: 1-1665 (554 amino acids)
Biological process (GO): transmembrane transport
Cellular component (GO): membrane
Molecular function (GO): transmembrane transporter activity
Source: RefSeq, a predicted model, not a curated record